AUGGCGGUAGCGCGGCCGGCUCGCCGCGGCGGGCAACGCACCGCCCUGUUCGCCACCUUUGCCCUGGGCUUCGUGGUGCUAGUGUCGCUGCUCAAUCGAGGGAUGCCGCUGCCCUCGCACACUGGGCGCAUCCUUGUUGAGGACCAAGGCACAGCGGACGAGCUGUUCCAGCUGGCCAAGGCCGCCAGCAACGCAAAAGACUUUGCCGCUCGGCUGCAGCAGGCGGGGCUCAUGCUCGACGACGCCAGCAGUGGCAGCGGCAGCAGCAGCGGCGGCAGCAGCAACAGCGCUGUGUCCACUGGAGGCAGCAAGGCCUCCACCGGCAGUGGAAAGGCCGGCACUGAUAAGGCUGACGGGGCCAAGGGAGGCGGGAAGCUUAAGGUGCCGCUGCUGAGCCGCGACCUGGCGCGCAGCCACGCGCGGGACGGGAUCAUCAUCGUCACCUGGGCCAACUACCACUUCUUCGACUUUGUGCUCAACUGGGUGGAGCACAUGCAGCGCCACGGCAUCAAGAACUAUCUGGUGGGGGCCAUGGAUGUGGAUACAGGCCAGGCUCUGGCGGCGCAGGGCCUCAACGUGUUUGCCAUGUAUGAUGAGACCGCGGGGAAGGAGGACACGGGGCUGGGCACGGGCGACUUUGGAUGGGGCAGCCCCACCUUCCACAAGAUGGGGCGCCAGAAGGUGGAUCUUGCCCGCACUUUCAAUGAGUACGGCCUGGACCUGUGCCUGUGUGAUGUGGACACAGUGUGGAUCAACGACCCCACCGAGUACUUUGAGCGCUUCCCCGAGGCCGACAUCCUGGCCUCCUCCGACGGCCUCACCCCCUCCAACCCCAAGGGAGACGACAACCUGGAGGCGGUGGAAGCCAUUCACUCUGCCAUGAACAUAGGCCUGCUCUUCUUCCGCCACUCCAAGAACACCAGCCGCUUCAUCGAUGCCUGGCAGAAGCAGCUGGACUCCGACUCCAAGGCCUGGGACCAGAAUGUGUUCAACCAGGUGGCCCACGUGGGCCUGGUGCCCUUCCAAACGCUGCCCAACAACGACCAUCUGGUGAGCCCGGUGUAUGGCGCCUGCUGCAGCGCUGCCAUGCCGUGCCGCGCCUCGCUGGCGCUGGCAGCUGGCAACACGGGCCUCACUGCAGGCUGCCUGCACGUGCUGGGCGCCAACCACUCCCUGGUGUUUGGGGUGCUGCCCAUCGCACAGUUUGCCAGCGGCCACACCUUCUUUGUGCAGCGCCUGUUUGAGUUCCAGGAGGUGAAGCCGUACGUGGUGCACACUACUUUCCAGUACGGCGGUACCAAGGGCAAGCGCCAUCGCCUGCGUGAGGCCAUGCUGUGGUAUGACCCACCAGAAUAUUACUCAGAGGGCCUUUUCCUAUCUGUUGACCUCGCCUACCCGGCAACCCCAGACGGUUUCCAGGAGCAGGACAAGGUCAUGAUGGAGGGCGUGCGGUUCAAGACUGAUUGGACCAACGACGCCAUGGCAGAUCUACACCUCAAAAACAUGCGGGAGCAGCUGCUGCAGCUCAAGACCGCCUUCAAGCUGGCGAUGGCGCUCAACCGAACCAUCAUCAUGCCCAAGGCAAGGGCAGGCCGCUGGCUUGGCGCUAGCACGGGCAAGCUGUGCAGCCUCGGCUACUGCAUGCACAGUUGCCAUCGUCUGCUGGCCUGGUGCGACAAGUACUGGGGCCCGCUGGAGUUCUGCCAGGUGCCGGGAGCUUUCAAGAUGCGGCUGCCCUUUGUGGCACCCAUGGAUCACGUCCUCGAGCCCUUCAAUUUCGACGACGACAUUGGCACCCCCCCGCCUAUUCCCUUUCGCGAGUACUCCUUUCUCCAAAACGAGCGCACGCCGCAGGCGCUCAAGGACAGCAAGGUUGUUAUCUCGCCCGCCACCGAUGCCACCAAGGUGGAGGAGCUGAAAGAGGGCGGCAAGACGGUGGUGCGCAUCCCGCAGGGCCAGACGGAUGCGCAGCUGCGUGAGCUGCUGGCUCCCUACAAGGAUGUGCAGCUGCUGCACUUCAACACCCUGCACAAGGCGUUUGGUGGGUGGGAGGACAAGGCCAUGGUCGGCAAGUUCCAGCACCGCCUGUCUCACAUGAUGGGCUUCUUCUGCUGCAAGAAGGUCAAGGAGGGCGAGGAUGGAGGCUACGCCUAUUACCGCUUUCUGGAAGACCCUAAGACCUGA
Molecule: messenger RNA, 2184 nt
Organism: Chlorella variabilis
Lineage: Eukaryota; Viridiplantae; Chlorophyta; Trebouxiophyceae; Chlorellales; Chlorellaceae
Exons: 18
Coding region: 1-2184 (727 amino acids)
Biological process (GO): cell wall pectin biosynthetic process
Cellular component (GO): Golgi apparatus
Molecular function (GO): arabinosyltransferase activity
Source: RefSeq, a predicted model, not a curated record